This is a messenger RNA of Mycosarcoma maydis (corn smut), 774 nucleotides long. RefSeq lists its product as uncharacterized. Gene Ontology annotation, molecular function: rRNA (uridine-2'-O-ribose)-methyltransferase activity. The coding region runs from base 1 to 774 and encodes 257 amino acids. The transcript is spliced from 3 exons. Lineage: Eukaryota; Fungi; Basidiomycota; Ustilaginomycetes; Ustilaginales. Gene Ontology annotation, cellular component: mitochondrion. Gene Ontology annotation, biological process: RNA methylation. The record is from RefSeq and is a predicted model, not a curated record.
AUGCAACGCCAAAAGGCUGAUGUGUACGUCAAGCAGCGCUCUCGCCCAAACAGCCCCGGGAAGCAAGGCAACGCCAAGGAUGGCAAUUCAUUGGCGACCUCAAGUGGCUAUGUAGCACGGUCAGCGUUCAAGCUAUUGCAACUGGACGAUCGAUACAGGUUUCUGCGACCUGGACGCGUGAUGGUAGACCUCGGCGCUGCACCAGGCGGAUGGAGUCAAGCUAUCAUCGAGCGUACUCGCAGUGCAACGACAGGCAAAGUAUUCGCACUAGAUUUGUUACCGGUGGCAGACAUCGAGGGCGUCACUUCGAUUCAGGGCGACUUUCUCGAUCCGACCAUUCAAGCAAAGCUCAGACAACUGGUCUCGGAUGCAGCGCUCGGCGGUAGGAGUGGAAGGGAUGCAGAACCACAAGUUGACGGCUUUGUCGAUGUUGUAGUCAGCGACAUGAUGGCAAACACAACCGGCCACCCGAUCGUCGAUACAGAGGCCUCCUUGGAACUAUGUCGGGCAGCAACGAACUUUGCAAUCCAAAACCUGAAGCACGACAUCCAACUGAUGCAGGAUGGAGAGCGUAGAUCGCCGACAUCGCUCGCGUCAAAGGCGAGCGUGUUGGUGAUGAAGUACUUUAUGUCGCACCAAGCCGAUCUGUUCCGCAGAGAUGUGCUCGAGAAGCACUUUCACUUUGUCAAGGCAGAAAAGAUGGAUGCCAGCCGAAAAGAGUCCAGAGAGCAAUUCUGGAUCUGCAUCGGAUUGAAAUGUAAACAGCCAAGCUAG